AUGUUGAUGUUUUCGCUGGGACUUUUGACUGCGGCGGAGGAAAUAAACGCAGCCUCCGGUCGCAUGGUGAGCGAGGAUGUACCCGCCAAAGAAAUGAGAGAGGCAGAGCGGCACAUGUCUCUUAUUCAACAAUUUACUAUGACACGACGGCAGUUUUACGUGAAGGAGGCACGGGCGAUACGGCGGCAGCGGCAGUUGAGGGCAGCCGGCGCUGCGUAUUGGGAAUCUGCACUCCGUGACUUUGCCAAGGCGGAUCGAGUUAAAUUGUGCCUUACCAUACUGCAAUCUGGAGUGCCAGCAUCUCUGCGGCCAAAAACGUGGGUUAUGGCGCUUGGCGAUGCACUGAAAAUAAGUAGGGCAGACUUUGAAGCGGCGCAACAAAAAGCCCCGGGCCUCAUGGCGGGGGAGAAGGAGGGCUCACCAUAUGAUUUUUAUGCAUUCUCUUCUGUGACUAUCAGUCUCCGCGCCGCGGCUGUGGCUUCCACCGACUCUUCCCCCGCUAACACCGUUAGGAUUUCACUUGCGGAGUGGCGGUCACGGCUUAUUGAAGACCUGCAAAAGGGUCUGCCGCACUGUAUGCCGACGGAGGUGAUGCAGCGUGCCUCUCAACCGUCAACGAAGGAGGAGGGGCCCAACACUCCCGACGCGAAUUCUCUCAGAGCGAGGGGCACGGCCUUGGCGGAUCAGGCGACUCCUUUGCAGGAAUACCAUGUAGGCUGCUGCAGCGAUUCGGCUGUCGACACCAAACCUCCACUGCCGAUUUCAGAGCACCGAAGCAACGCACUGCUGGAAAUGUUUAGCAUGAAAAGGUUGGAAAAUGGAUCGGAUGGGACGACGGGAGCCAUUACUCCAGAUGCAUCUUACAAUAAUAGUACCAAGGAUGGUAAGGAUGAAGACGAGGACCAUGACGCAGCACGUAGCCCAACUCCGUUGGUUUCGGAUGCGAGAUCAUGGUUGCACAAAAGCGCACAAAAAUCCAUGGGGGUUUCUGUUGAUUCAUCUUUUUCUUUUCUUUAUCCAAACAUGGUAUUCCCUAUGCAUGCAGUAAAUGGUGAUGGAAACAAUUUAUUUUUGUCUUCUUUGCUCAAUGAGAAUGUUGUACGAAGAGUGGAUUCGUUGCUUCAAACAUACAUGGAGCUUCGGCCGGAGGUUGUAUAUGUAAAGGACAUGCCUUGUCUGGCGAUGAUGCUCUCUCUCGUCAUUGAAGAUCCAUGGGAGUUGUGUGUAUGUUUUACUAGCCUUCUGGAGUACGGUCAUUUGGUUCCUUUCAUCCGGUCAAGAAAAGAAGGCAUUACGGUGCACUUUAACAUAUUUGAUGCCGUGCUACGAAAGGCCCAUUCGGCCUUGUAUGGGCUCUUUCAAAAAUAUGAAGUGCCACUGGAUGUAUACUUGUUAGACUGGUGGACCACAGUUUUCUUGAGGACAUUGCCUGUUGCUGUUGCCUUGCGCGUUUGGGAUCUUUUCCUGUUGGACGAACAUUAUCUGUACCGCACCACCCUCGCGAUCCUUGUGUAUCGGUUUGGUCUGUACAACAGGCGUGCGCUGAGUUCUCUUCCGCAGUCUUAUUGCUCGCAAGAAGAUGUGUUGCGAACUCUAGACACAUCUUCUUCAGAUUUCUACAUGUCUCAGUCACUUUUCUGUCGUAUUUUAGCGAAUGAUAAAUUGUGUGGUAUUAGCAUGCGUUCUAUUCGCUCCAUCGCGAAGCGUGUGACAAGUAAUCGCCCCUCUCAUUAG
Trypanosoma cruzi is the source of this 1734-nucleotide messenger RNA. RefSeq lists its product as uncharacterized. Lineage: Eukaryota; Euglenozoa; Kinetoplastea; Trypanosomatida; Trypanosomatidae. The record is from RefSeq and is a predicted model, not a curated record. The transcript has a single exon. Bases 1 to 1734 code for a protein of 577 amino acids.